UGUUAUCACAUUCUUCUUAUCCUUUUCCCAUGUUAUCUCAACCACCAUCACAAUUUGAUAAUAUUCAAUUACUUAACACAUGGAUAUCGAAAUUUGAAUCAUAUUCAAUAACAUCGAAACGAUUAUGCACAAAAUUUCCUUUGGAAGCCAGAGAUGAUAAUAGAUGUUUUCCAUUUAUUAAACAUUUUAGUUCUGUCUUUAAUUCAAUUAAUCAACUUGGUGGAUCUAAAUUAAUUACUUCUCCUCAAUGUCUUGACUUUACUCUUCGUAUAUUAAAUGUAAUCAAAAUCGAACAUGCUCAUUUCCAUAGUUUACAUAUUAGAUCAUUUAAAAAUGAUUCAUUAUCCUUAAAUAUGAAAUCAUCGAAAAUAGAAAAUGAAUUAUCAUCUUCAUCAAUAGUCCUUCAUGAAUCGUUAGAUGAGCCAUUAUCUAUAUUAUUAAGAGAUAUAUUAUCAUCAGUAGAGCAAAAGCAUUUAUGUGAUUAUCUAUGGGCUCCAA
Molecule: messenger RNA, 498 nt
Organism: Scutellospora calospora
Lineage: Eukaryota; Fungi; Glomeromycota; Glomeromycetes; Diversisporales; Gigasporaceae
Source: the annotation of a GenBank genome assembly